CUGCUUGCUCCUGAUUGCGGUCUCCCCUCUGCUAUGAGAAUAGCACUGCCAUUUCGAGAUCGGACAAUUUCAGCGGUCUGUUCCAUCAAAUAAGAAGAGGGGUGGAGAGGAGGGAGGAGUUGGGUUUCCUGGAUAGAAAAGGGCGGCCGAGUGAAUCCACUCCUCCCAAAGUGGAACGACUAUCUCUGGAGCGAGGACGUUCCUGUGGAGUCAUGAAUUGUGGAGAUGACUGAGAAUUUGAAGGCAAGAUUUGGAUUUCCCAACACCCUCAUUCAAGCUCAGGCUGUGAGGUCACUGGUGACUGCAGUGCUUAAAGAAAAAGGUCUAAAUGAAAAGAUCUGUCAGACCAGCACUAAAGGACCAGCGCUUGAGACGCUAUGGGAACAGUGCAGCAGUGACAGUACUGUCGUCCGCUCGGCUUGCUGCAAUGCUCUGGUGCUGCUUGUGGAUCAGGGACAUGCCGAUCUGCAGUAUGUCCUCAACACCACCCUCAACCUUCUGCCCUCUGCGAGGAAUGUUCAAGGGCUGAUAAAAGUGGUGGGGAGGUUGUUACAAAUUCAAGCAAGUCAGCGAGAUAAUGGAACGAACUUCACUUGUCCGUAUUCAAUUAGAAGCUUUCCUCACCCCUACAUCACAAUACUGGAAAACCGUCCCGACUGCUGGCCCGCUUUGCUCCAAGAGAUUGAUGAUUUCAUUCAGCUGGCCGCUGACAGAGAUGAGCCAGUUUAUGUUGAAAUGUUGGCUCCGUUUCUUCGCUACCUGUAUUGCGAGCCACAAAGAGUGUCAGAAAAUGCCCCGCUGAGACACGGUCUCCUAAGGGUCUUGCUUCAGCCACGAGGGCAUCCUCAGUCGGACUGCCAGGAGGGCAAAGGGAUGUCUGGCACAAGGGUGGUCCGCGAGUUGAUACGCAACCUGUUUGACCUGCUCCCAUACUUGCUGGUGGACAGUGUAACAGCACUGGUGGAGUUCAUAUCAUUUGCUGAGUCUCUGAGCUCUGCUUUGCUCGCUGAUCCGAGUUUCUGGAGGAAGGAGUUGACCCAACUGGCUCUUCAACUCUUGUGUGCCUGUCAGCUCAGUGUGCAGCUGGGAGGAGAGCUGAUGUCUUUGCUUCACAUACUCCACCAGCUUAUACCUGCUUAUGCAGAGGAACUCCCAGCUGAUCAGGUGAUCAUGGGUAUCUCCCUGCUUUUGCUAAAAGCCUCCACUUCUCAGCAGACAGCUCUCCUAGAGCUCGCUGUGAAGAUCAUCCCACCUGAGGUCUGUCCUCCAUGGGGUUCUUCUGUGCUGGUAUUGCCCUUGUUGCAGGUUAUUUCCUGCUCGACUCUCAUGGAAGCUCUUACAGACACUCAAACACACACAAAGAACCUCCAGCUGGCAAAUUCACUGUUGCAGACGAUCCAAAGAGAACCGUCCGUUUCAAAAAAGAAGUCCACACAGCUGAGCAUGCCUCUCAGUACUUGGUACAGUGAGCUUCAGGUGGCCACCAGCGUUCUUCACCGCAUUUCCAUGGACACCCUGUGUGCUGUGGAAUGGCUUUACUCACUACAGUCAUCACUCUCUGCCUGUGAGCGUGUCCCAAAUGCUGUUUGUCUUCUCCUCUCCCAUCUCAUCGUCAGCAGUGACGGAGACCUCUGCCGAUUGGCGCUGGACACAGCUGCUGGCAUCGCUGAGACCGACCCUGCAAAGGUGCCAUCUUUACUUCCCGUCCUGAUGUUUAAACUCGGCAGAGUAUCUGAUCCAGCUUUGUCUCACUCUCUUCUCUAUACUCUGCCAAGACUGGGAACCCACAAGUUCUGUAUCCCACAGGUUCUUCAUGUUCUCCAAACUCUGGCCGGUUCACCCAAACUGAGGCCUGUGGCUUUGCGGCUCCUGGUUCUGUUAUGGAAGAAACAGGAUCGUGUAUAUCCAGACCUGCAAAAACUGAUGUCACAACUAGAAAGAUCCUCAGUGGUCAUGGGAAAAGACACUCAGUGGGAGCAGAUAUUGGCUCGAGCUGCCUGUGUCAGAGAUAUCUGCAGAGAGAGGCCAUACCAGCAUGGAGGAGACAUGCUAGCUGCCAUCGAUGAAACCCUGACACAGUUCUCCAAGAAGGAUCAAGCCACACCUGCUGCUCUCGCAGUUCAGGGCUUACAUGAGCUCUGUAAGGCUGAGGUAGUUGAUAUCAGCUCUACAUGGAAGGCGCUCUCCCCUAAAUUAUGCUUUGACACCAGACCUCUUGUCUUAAAGGCCACAGCUGAUCUUCUGGCAUUGGUACCUGCUUUGAAUGUCAAAACAGAAGAAUAUGAGAAAUUCAGAAGCGAUAUAGUCAGUGUUUUAUGGGGCUACGCUCUUAGUCAGGACCCAGAGGUCGCAAGUCAUGGUUUUAAAGCUCUUUCUGAGUACCCUGAGACAUCUCACACCAUCCUACAUCUACCGGAGCAGAUCAGACCUGUACCAAAGCAGUCUGACAAUGAGGGUGAAGCGAAGGACAAUGAUGACGAAGAAGAGAAAGAUGAAGAUAUUUCAGUGCCAGGGUGGUCAUAUGUUAAGCUAGUUCGAUUCGUCCCACGACCAGUUUUACCAGCCAUCGAGACCUUCCUAACAGCUUUGGUGAGGCAGGAGAUGAGCCAGAUGCCUCGAGGAGUUUACCAUUCAGCGCUGAGUGGAGGAUCUCUGCGCUCAGACCAGGGAAAAACCGUUGCUGGAAUUCCUUCCUUCAUGUUGAAAACAUAUGAGAAGAAUAAACAGCCAGGUUUAAAGCCUGGAUUAGCAGCUGGGCUUCUCCUCUGUUAUGACCUACCGGUUCAGAACGACAAAGAUGGACGACCAAUCACCCGCUUUCUUGUCAGCAGAGGGCGGAGCUAUCAGCAGAUGUUAGCCGCUCUUAUUCAUGAGGUGAACAUCCAGCCAUCUGAGUGGCACCGCUCUCUGCUCCUGCCUCAGGCCUGGCGCGGCUUCAUGAGCCGUGCUUUCCAUGCACUUCUCAAGGGUCGAAAGGCAGAGCUGGAGAUGUUACAGAAACAGGGUAAAGAGAGUCCAGAAGAGCUACAGUACAAGCAGCAUUGUGCCUGGCUCUGGGUCAGAGACCAGCUGACUGAUGUGGUCAAAUCUGCCACCAAAGAUAGUCCUGUUGUUCAGGGUAAUUCUAUUAUGGCACUGAGUGGUCUGGCUGUUGUCUUAACCAGAUAUGAGAGUAACCUACCUACGCAAUCUGACAAUGGCCUUGAGGUCGGCCCAGAUAUCCUUCCUACAACUCAUUGGCUGUCAAUGGUAAUUGACACAAUGCUAAGCAUUGUAAGCAGUAACAGUAACCCUAAAGGACAAAUCUUCCCCUGGUUCAUUCAUCGCUCAUAUUCAGGUGAGAACACGGCUAGUGCGAUCGCCCGCUCCUGUGCUGCCCUGGGUCUGGCAUUGCUGGUGCCUGUGUUGGUGACGUCACGCAGGGAGAGUGUGCCCGCUGUACUGGCCACACUGGCGGCAGGGCUCCCCAGCUCUCCAACUGCAGAUGAAUCUCAGGCGGUUCAGUUCCACAGCGGGCUGGCUUUGGGCAUGUUUCUAGCAUGGUUGCACGAUGAGAGAGUAAGUGAUAUUUGUGGCCAGUCUGUCACAGAGCUGCUGAUGAAAAAUUUGGAGCUGUUGGAGACUUGCUGCUUCAGUACCAAUUGGGAGUACAAUGCUGGUUGUAUAUUGGGUGUUGGGUUAGUCUUGAGUUCUCUCAGCAGUAGUCAGUCUGAACGUGAGCGAUCCCGUGUGUCUCUCACACUGGACAGACUUCUGCAGACCUUUCAGGACAGCAGCAGUAUGAGCCGUAUGCAACAGGAGGUUUUGGCCUUUUCUGUGGCAUGUGUUGGAGUAUCAGCAUUUAGCUCGGGCAUUAUUGAGGCCAGUAAGGCAGAAGAAACCAUGACCAUGCUUCGCUCUCUGACAGAGGAAAGCCAACAGACACCAGGCUUUGCUCUGGCAUUAGGGCUGAUGGUUAAUGGUCUCUCUUCCUGUGGUCAUGGUAAAGCUGUCGACAUCCAACCUCGUCUGCUAGCGGCCUGGAGCAAGAUACUGUUGGCAGAGGGUUGUCCCACAAUGCAGAGGCUGUCUGCCCUUAAUGGACUGAUUGCUUUGGUUGGAUCCGAGACUGCUCUCAUUCAGCUAAAGUGUGAAUCCGAGCAGUCCUCACAACAGCAGGGCAGACUGAAUGAGGUCAUCCGAGCUAUUACACAGAUCAUUACCUUCUCGGGAACAAUUGGUCUGCAGUCGAAUGGGGCCUGUCUGCUUGGACACCUGCACCUGGCCCAAAUGUGCAGUAGCCACAGUCGAACCGCAGUUCCUCAGGACUUUGGAUAUCUCCCAGAGAAAAGUGUCAUCCGAGCAUGUGUGGACUUUAUCACUGAAGCAGGGAGGAAAGGGCCUGAAUUUACUUCAUCACACUUUGUGAAGACAGCGUUGGCAACGUUAGCCACAGUUGGCGGGAGUUUCCAGUAUCCUCCCAUAAACUGGAGCGCAAUUCUCUCCCCGCUGAUGAGACUCAAUUUUGGUGAAGAGGUCCAACAUCACUGUUUAGAGUUAGCCACCACUCAGGUCCAGACCUCCCAAAGUGCCUCACUUUUCCUCUGCAUUUGGAUCGCGCCGCCCCUUGUUCAUAGCCUAAGUCUCCACACUAGGGCUUACCUGUACGAGUGUUUGGGCUCCUGGAUGAAACAUGUUGCUGAAGACAAACUGCAGGUAUAUUUGGACAGUCUGGCAGCCCAACAGUUUGAAGCCGACACACGUCCCCAUCGCCUGCCCCUCUGCCUCUCCAUCCUGCGUGGCCUUUCCAAAGCCAUGGCCGUUCCCAACCCUCCCCAGAGCUGCUGGAGCAACCUGUGCUCCACCACGGAAAAGAUCUACAACCUCCUACCUGAUAACAUACAGGCUGGUGAGGUGGAGCUGUAUGAAGGAAUAUGUUUGUGUCUAUCUGAACUGAGUGACACUGAGAUUGACCGCAUAGUCAAAGUUACAGAGGCUAAUUUGGAAAAAACAGCUUUCAUCCUAUCCUACCUGAUUUCUAAAGGCAGAGUUCCUCUCCUUGGCCUUAAUGAUGUCAUCAGUACCAUUCUUCAGAUGGGAAAUAAGGAACGAAUCAGCUGGCUUCUCCUGCAGGGCCUCCACCAGUCACGGUUCGCCUCUAGUGCCAAUACAGGCGUCUCCAAGAGAAUGGAGUGGCUUUUGGAGCUAAUGGGCCAUAUCAGAAAUGUUGCAUACGGAUCUUCCUCGGUUAAAUGUGUCAAUGUUUCAGAGGGCACUGAUUUUCUGCUGAAUGUGUUUGCUGUAGCAGUGGCAUCUUGGGCUGACCAUUGUGCACCCGUUCUGGUUGGCAUCAGAGCCCAGUGGUUUCCGUGGCGACAGUCCUCUCAGAAGUUGGACCUGUUUCAUGACCUGUAUGUGAACCCAGCCUCCACAGAGCUGUCUGUGGCAUCGUGCCUAAUUGCGAUCCCAUACAGCAUUAAGGAACUACUUGCAAAGGAGCCAUGGAAGUCACAGUUACAAAAAUUCAUAGACUGGCUCUUCAGUAUCACUGAACAUUCUGAACAGGGUUUCUCUGAGACUGCUAUCCGUACAGCCAAAGCUGCAUUAAUGGCUCUGAAAACCACUCCUGAGUUCAAGAAAAAGGGCGUGUGGACCAGGGCGUAUGGCUGGUGAAACUAAUGAUGGAUUGGCAUCCUACUAAAUGUUUUGGCACACAAUAGAUACUGUGUGUAGUGUACUUGACAAAGCCAAUUUGAAAAGACUGAUCAUAACAAACGCUGGCAUGUUUACGUUAUUCAAAAGUUUUCAUUCCAAAGUAUUUUUUUAUAGAAUUGUGUGUGGCAUGUUUGUCAUCCUUCAAGUAAACAAAAUAUUUUUAAAAAGUGCAAAAUGUUUUUUUCAUCAUGGCAUAUGGUUUUCCAUUUUUUGUGCACUGCAUGUCAGUUUAUUGAACAAGCCAUGCAAGCAUAUAAAAUAAUACACUUAUAUGUGUUAUGCCAAGUAUAUUUUGUAAAGCUCUCUGUACCAUGAAUGAAUGAAUAAAUGAGCUUUCAUUGCCA
Messenger RNA from Misgurnus anguillicaudatus (oriental weatherfish), 6038 nucleotides. RefSeq names its product focadhesin (gene focad). The record is from RefSeq and is a predicted model, not a curated record. NCBI's taxonomy places the organism in Eukaryota, Metazoa, Chordata, Actinopteri, Cypriniformes, Cobitidae. Gene Ontology annotation, biological process: regulation of post-transcriptional gene silencing.